Molecule: messenger RNA, 1476 nt
Organism: Geosmithia morbida
Lineage: Eukaryota; Fungi; Ascomycota; Sordariomycetes; Hypocreales; Bionectriaceae
Product: GAL4
Exons: 4
Coding region: 1-1476 (491 amino acids)
Biological process (GO): DNA-templated transcription
Cellular component (GO): nucleus
Molecular function (GO): zinc ion binding; DNA binding
Source: RefSeq, a predicted model, not a curated record
AUGCCGGUCCAGUUUUCCAUGACAGACGAGACCAUCUUCCAGGACGAUCUCAAGGCUGCCGAGAAGCUGUUUGCUGGCUACAGUACUGAGGAGAAUGAUCUUGACCUGCUGCAAGAGCUUGUACCGCCUGAAGUAGAGUCUCGCCUUCUGAGAUUGUAUUCUCAAUUUGUUCAUCCUUGGUACCCGGUACUAUCACUCCGGGACCUUCAGACCCCCCUGGACCGAGAGUGUCGCCUCUCCGCCCCGAUCGGCAUACGAAGCGCCGUCUACGCCCUAGCCGCACCGUUCACAUUCCUAGACGACGAGCUAAGUGUCAUGAAGGCAUACUGGACAGUUCCGACGGAUGAUCUCUGGGCCAUAGCGCAUAGAAGCUUCCAGCGGGCAAGCCGGCUCGCGCACCUCUCCCUUCUACAGCUAUGCCUGCUGCUGCUCCAGACGCCCCCGCAGAAUUUCGCAGUGGCGGACCCUCCGAGCUUCUGGUCCCUGUCCUGCUCUGCCCUGGCAAUAGCGGAGAGUCUGGGGCUGAACAUGGAUCCAUCGAGCUGGAAGUUACCUCAUCGCGAGAUCAUGCUCCGAAGAAGGCUCUGGUGGCUGACUUAUAUGGGACACACGUGGCGGGCGCUGGUGUGCGGCCGGCCGUCGCACAUCAACGACUCGAAUUGGGACGUCCUCGAUCUUACUGAAGACGACUUUGAGGGAAUAGAGCAUCCGGAUGACGAUGUUCGCCAUGCGAUUGUGCGGCAGGUGUCGAUCUGCGUCGCCAACUGCAAACUGAGUAUGAUUGCAGCUGAUGUCCUGAAAGAGUUCUACACUCUGAGGGCAAACCGUGAAGCCGUGUCUCUGAACUCGCUCCUAGCCCGGGCGCAGCCGUUGCGUGCACGUAUUCAGUGCUGGCGGCAGACUCAUCCUCUCCUAUUAAAGCCCGUGUGCGAUCUUAGCGAAGACGAAUUCGCCGACAGCGUCUCUCUCCGUCUGUCGCAUCUAACUUUGGAGAUUCUCGUCUUCAGAGCUCUGCUCCGGCCCCUGCAUCCCGGUGCCACAUCUGCCACGGACGCUUCCCAAGAACCGAUAUCCACCAUAUUUGAGAAUUGCUACAUGUGCGCCAAGGUGACGUCUGAAGUGGUAGCAUCCCUACAGUCUAGGCACUUCACCAGCUUCUGGUAUCCUGGGUACUUUGCAGAUGUUCGCUAUCAACUGUGCUAUGUUUCGACCUUUAUCCUGCUGAAUUUCGCUCAGUCUACCACGGAAGAGAGUGCAGUUAGGAAUAAAGCCCUACUGAGUAAAUGGAGAGAUACACUCCGAAUCCAGGCUCGGUCAUGGCCACUGGCCCGACUCGCUGCAGUGAGAGUGGAUGCGAUUUUCUGGAAAGGUAUACAGCCAUUGAUCGACGGGGCUGGCCCCGAAAGCCCUGCCGUAAGGCUAUUGAGGGAAGAGGGCAUACGCAAGAGACUUGUGAAAGAACGAAUGAAUGAAUGA